This is a messenger RNA of Rotaria sp. Silwood1, 1326 nucleotides long. The record is from the annotation of a GenBank genome assembly. NCBI's taxonomy places the organism in Eukaryota, Metazoa, Rotifera, Eurotatoria, Philodinida, Philodinidae.
AUGCUGAUCAUUCGUCCAUAUUUUCUUACCAUUCUUCUUUUCAUAAUCCAAUUCACGUUUUGUUUUCUCUUUGGUUUUCAUGCUCGAUAUAUUUAUGCACCAGUUUCUUCUUCUGCUGGCAAUCUAACAUUGUCUCAAGUGAGUAUCAUUGAACCACCACGUGGUAUUGUCGAAUAUUACUAUGCAAUGUUUACUGAUAUUCAUGUAAUGAUGUUUGUUGGUUUUGGCUUUCUAAUGACUUUCUUAUAUCGUUAUUCUUAUUCGGCAAUAGCAUUCAAUUUUGUUCUCUGUGCAUUUACAUUUGAAUGGGCUUUGCUCAUGCGUGGCUAUUUUUUUGAUUGGCAAAUCGUUGAAAAAAAAUUUGUACUUGAUAUCAAAAGUUUAAUAACAGCUGAUUUUGUUUCUGUAAGUAUAUUGAUUUCGAUGGGUGCAGUACUGGGAAAAGUCAAUGCAUUUCAAUUGAUACUUAUGGCAUUUUGUGAAGUACCAGUACAAGUGAUCAAUGAGUGGAUAGGUUCAAAAUUGUUUUGUGCUAAUGAUAGAGGUGAAUCGAUGUUUGUUCAUGUAUUCGGUGCCUAUUUUGGUCUAGCCGUUACUUUUGUACUUUUUCGUUCGGAUAUGCGUGAUUCUCCUAAUGAAAAAUCUCGUUAUACAUCAGAUAUUUUUACGAUGAUUGGUACCAUUUUUCUCUUCUGUUUUUGGCCAUCAUUCAAUGGUGCUACUGCUGCCGGUCCCGAACGUCUUCGUGCAGUGAUCAAUACUUGUGUGUCGAUUUGUUCUUCUGUUAUUGGUACUUUUAUAGCAUCAUCUCUUAUUCGACAUGGUAAACUCGAUAUGGUUCAUGUUCAAAGGUCUACUCUUGCCGGUGGCGUAGCAGUAGGUACUGUUGCUUCAUCAAAUAUAGGUCUACAUGGUGCCAUGAUCAUUGGUACAUUAGCUGGUUUUAUAUCAACACUUGGUUUUUUUGCUGUAUUACCUAAACUGGAACUUAUUCGUAUACAUGAUACAUGUGGUGUUCAUUACUUACACGGAAUACCAGGUAUUAUGGCUGGUAUUACAGGCAUUAUUGUAGCUUCGAUCCCGGAACGAUCAGGUUUUCAAGAUCAUUUAACUAAUUUAUGUCUAACAGGUGGUCUACAACGUUCCAGUAAUAUUCAAGCAGCCUAUCAAACAGCUGCACUUACACUCACGUUGGCUAUGGCUAUUAUCAGUGGGCUUUUUACUGGAGCACUAUUACGAUUGCCUAUAUUUGCCCAGAUGUCACAGUAUUUUGAUGAUGAAGUCAAUUGGCAUAUGUCCGAAGAAACGCAAAGCUUUAAAUUAUGA